GUUCCGUGUGGAAAGUUCUCUGGUCCGGGUGCAAACUUUCAGCCGUCUGCAGACUGGAGACAGGCGCUAUAACAAGACCGAGCUCCGGUCCCCAGCGCUCAUUACACACGCAUAGAAGCGGCGCGUACUUUCUGUCGGUUAUGAGAUAUUAACGUAUCGUGUUUAUUUAAAGCUUUGUUACGUGCUCUGCUCGCGGUGGAAUCAUGGCCUGCGCGCCGAACCGUGUCCGCCUUCUGUGCAUGCUGGCACUUACCUUCGGCUUUUUCAUCGUGGAGGUGGUGGUGAGCCGGGUCACGUCUUCUCUAGCGAUGCUGUCGGACUCUUUUCAUAUGCUGUCGGACGUGAUCGCGCUGGUCGUGGCUCUGGUAGCGGUGCGUUUCGCUGAUAAGACCCAGUCCACCAACAAAAACACGUUCGGCUGGAUCCGGGCCGAGGUGAUGGGCGCGCUGGUCAACGCCGUGUUCCUCACCGCUCUCUGCUUCACCAUCAUCCUGGAGGCCAUCGAGCGCUUCACGGAGCCCCAAGUGAUGGAGAAGCCCGUGAUGGUGAUCACGGUGGGGGUUUUGGGCCUGCUAGUCAACCUGCUCGGGCUCUGUCUCUUUCACGGGCAAGGCGGAGGCGGAGAACACGGCCACAGCCACGGGGGAAACAAAAAACACAAGAACGGGAAGGACCGCCGGUGUGAGGCGCUGGAGGAUGGUCGGUCCGCGGCCGAGGAGACCAAUAAUCUGGUCGGGAAUCAGAACAACAGUCCUAAUAGCGUUAAUCCGGACAAGAGCAAAGCCGAGAUGUAUCUCAGUGACAGCCUGGAUUUGCAGAUUAACAGCAGCGCUCCGUACGAAGACUUUGAUAAUGGACAAGACUCGGCAUCCCAGCUCAACAUGCGGGGGGUUUUCCUGCACGUCCUGGGCGACGCUCUCGGCUCGGUCAUCGUGGUGAUCAAUGCCAUCAUCUUCACCUUCGUAUGGAAGCCAUGCGCUCCGGGCACUAUCUGUGACAACCCUUGUGUACACCAACAGUGUGAUAUCGAUUUACUCAAUAUCACCAAUGCAUUAUCCCCCAACACUAUGCCCGUAGCGGGACCCUGCUGGGUGCUGUAUCUCGACCCCACCCUCUGCGUCAUUAUGGUCGUUAUCCUUCUCUACACCACAUACCCGUUGUUAAAGGAGUCUGCACUUAUCCUGCUACAGACCGUGCCCAAGCAAAUCGACAUGCAUCAGCUCAACACUCGCCUGCAGGAGCUGGAGGGUGUGCUGGCAGUGCACGAGCUGCACAUCUGGCAGCUGGCAGGCAGUCGCAUCAUUGCCACCGCGCACAUCAAAUGCCAAGACCCCACGUCCUACAUGGACGUAGCCAAGCGUAUCAAGGACUUUUUCCACAAUGAGGGCAUCCACGCUACAACCAUUCAACCGGAAUUCGUAACGAUGAACUCGGAGUCUCGCAUUUCACUCUGCGAGCUCUCCUGUAGAACGCAGUGCGCACCAAAGCUCUGCUGUGGCGCCGCUGAUGCUGCAAAGCCUCCUGAUGGAGCUGUAGAACCGAAGAAACCAAGUGACGACAUAAACCCAAUGGUAACCAGUACUUCUGCUACAUCUCUGGAGAUCAUCAGCGAGUCUUUGGAGGAAACAAGGAGGCCAGAAUCCAUUAAGGAUGUGGAAUCCUCAUCGUAAUUGAGGAGCAGGUUAGACAGAGAACGUUCUGUUCUCUUAAGGGUUCAGAUAUGUAUUGGCUCAGCUGACUGAUUUCUGCCAUGCUGUGAGAAGAACUGAGCCCUAAUACACUCAUGAUAACACACACACACACACACUCCACAGCUCUAUAUCUCAGAUACCAAACCAACAUACAGACAAUAUAAAUAGGCUGGAGAGCAAGGCUGGCCUCCUCUGCAUGUGUUUACCACAUCGUCUGAUUGGUGUGUCUUUGCCAAAGCUUCUUUUCAUACAGGAAACCAGACACUUGCGUCCUUCCUGUGGAUUGUAAUGCGACGACAUGCAAUUUUAACAUCCAGCUGCUGGACCAAGUAGAAAUGUCUGGACCAGUUUUUUUUUUUUUUUUUUUUAUACCCAUCCUUUUUCUGUUUUAUUCUUCAUACUUGUUUGUUUUCAAACUUUCAAUUUUGUGAGAGAUGUAAAAAUGUACAUAUAAGUUGUUCAUUUUUUAUUUUAUUUUAUUUUAUUUUUUUACUUUUUUUUUUUACAAAAAGCUUUUUGUAAAAUUUAGAUCUGGUGAUUUUAGAGAUAAAAACAAAAAGGAUUUUUUUUUGCUUCUUUCACAACCAAUGAUCUGUACUUUAAUCCAGAGUAUUUUUAGAUGAUGAUUUUCAAAGAUUGCUAUUCAGUCUUUCACAUUUUUGCUUAGAUAAUCUGUUUUAUUAGACAUCAGAAGAUGUGUAGACAGUACUUCACCAUGCCUAUAAUUCAAACUUCUGUGUUAUAGCAAUGAGUCUAGUCAGUGUAGGAACUAGACAAACCUUCUCUUAUUGGUUUUUAUAAAAGCUUAGCUGAUGCCUUGUUUGUUCUGUCGUUGUCAAUCAAAACGAGAUGUGAAAAUGCUGUAAAAGUGUUUUUUUGUUGUUGUUUUUUUUAAAAACAUAUCACCCUCCACCAUAUAUAUGUGGGACUGCUGGAGGGUGAAAUGUUUUGUCCAUGCUGUCAUAAAAGUGAAGGGACCUCCUAAGAUUUGUGGAAGACAUUAAUUUGUGCAUGACCAAAUAUUCAUAUGGUUGUAUGGAAAGCUUUGAGAAGCCGAGAAAAACUUGUAAACCAAAGGACAAGGGAGUUACUUUCUGAAAUACACGUAGGUUUGGUGUGUAGCACAAUCUUUUCAGUGGCCUUCAGUAGAAAAAAAAAGCAUAUACUAUCAGCUCUUCACAACAGUAUUUAUAUCUGCAAACUUUAUUUGGUGAAAAUAUGCAAUUUAUGAAAAAGUAUAGUCUUUAUUAUUAGUUGUAGUGAAUUUCAUAGAAAACUGUUGAAUAGAGAUGAGCUCAAAUGUGCUGACAGAGUGUUUGUAUCACUGAGUAGUUUAAAAGUACCAUGCCAGCUGACAUGUUUUUGAGAUAUAACUGUCAAAUGUGUGUUUGUGAAUUAAACGUGCUUGUUUGGUAUUAUUCAA
Cyprinus carpio (common carp) is the source of this 3114-nucleotide messenger RNA. RefSeq names its product proton-coupled zinc antiporter SLC30A1. Gene Ontology annotation, biological process: detoxification of zinc ion; zinc ion transmembrane transport; intracellular zinc ion homeostasis. Gene Ontology annotation, cellular component: membrane; endoplasmic reticulum; Golgi apparatus. Gene Ontology annotation, molecular function: zinc ion transmembrane transporter activity; calcium channel inhibitor activity. Lineage: Eukaryota; Metazoa; Chordata; Actinopteri; Cypriniformes; Cyprinidae. The record is from RefSeq and is a predicted model, not a curated record.